GAUGUGUGCACAUUUCUAGUGUAUGCCCCGUCGCAUGCGCCGAACAUGAUGUAAAGAGGGAGUGAUGAAUAUCGCUGUGGUUGAAUAUGCAUGUGGCCAUGCCUCUCCAUGUGAGCGCCAGAGUAAUCAAGCGCUUUCUUCUACAGAAAAUUCUUCACGGAAUUCACGAAGUAGACCAUCGUGCAGCGAUGAAACUGUGAAUGAGAACCGAACAAUUAUUUUAGUUAAGUCCGCCGAUAACAUUCUUUUGUGGGACGUUGAUGAUUGCGUCUACUUACGCACCCAGCUUCGUCUCCUUGGUGAUGCGGUGGGCUCGUUGCCCACACAGAUCCAUCAGAAUGUGAUACUGGGCGUGCCUAUGCUGAUAUCCCCCGAAUGUGCCUUCAUGCUAGUCAAUCAAGGCAAGGCAAAACUGGUGGACGGCUCGGAUGUAUUGGGCUACACUGAAGCGCAUGCGGACCGUUUCCUGAACUGCAGAUCCGAGGACUUCAAAUCCUUUGACGCAAAGCAUGAGGAUAUCGAAAAGCACGGAGGUCAUUUCGGCAAGGAAGUGAAGAACGAAGUCAAAAUGAGCAAGUAUCCCGAUGCAAAAUUCGAAACGAACACUUUAAGUGUGGCUGUGACUCACGAUCCUAAGCGAACCGCCGAACUGCCGCCCAUGGUCAAUUGGGAUUUCCCUCGCACAGCAGUGGACUGGGCUCGUCUGCGAAUAUUCAGAGAUUUGUAUGAGCGUGGCUUCUACAUGACAUCGGGGUGUAAAUUUGGCGGCGACUAUCUCUGCUAUCGAGGAGAUCCGGCAGUAUGCCAUUCCACAUUUAUUGUGAGAAUUGUUGCAUGGGACUACGAACUGACGGCUCUGGAAUUAGUUGGGCUCGGAAGGUUAGGAGUAGCGGUCAAGAAGACAUCGCUGCUUGCCGCAGUGAAUGAAAGUACCGAUGAAAUCCGAUAUAUCUCGCUGUCACGGUCACCGUUUGAUACACCCCGUAAUGAUCCCACAUAAGGAGGUCAGAUGUAGGAGAGGCUAUGGAGGAUGCCUGCUAAAGUAGAAUUAAAAUCAAUUUAAAUGG
Sphaeroforma arctica JP610 is the source of this 1067-nucleotide messenger RNA. RefSeq lists its product as hypothetical. Lineage: Eukaryota; Ichthyosporea; Ichthyophonida. Gene Ontology annotation, molecular function: tRNA-intron lyase activity; nucleic acid binding. Bases 65 to 1000 code for a protein of 311 amino acids. The record is from RefSeq and is a predicted model, not a curated record. The transcript has 7 exons. Gene Ontology annotation, biological process: tRNA-type intron splice site recognition and cleavage; tRNA splicing, via endonucleolytic cleavage and ligation.